Molecule: messenger RNA, 1656 nt
Organism: Penicillium daleae
Lineage: Eukaryota; Fungi; Ascomycota; Eurotiomycetes; Eurotiales; Aspergillaceae
Product: carboxylesterase/lipase family protein
Exons: 1
Coding region: 1-1656 (551 amino acids)
Source: RefSeq, a predicted model, not a curated record
AUGGCUUCUUUCAUCACCAAGGGCCUCGCGUCCCUGGCUAUAGCCGCUACUGUUGCACAAGCACAGCUAUGGGACGAGGUCAUUGAGACAUCCUACGGUCCUGUCCAGGGAUAUCAGUACUUCAAUCAAUCGACUCUGGAAAAGUUCUUUGGAAUCUCCGAGGCCAACGUGACAGCAUUCUUGGGUAUCCCCUUCGCUGCUGAUACCGGUUACCAAAACCGCUGGAAGCCACCACAACCUCGUGAGCGAUGGAACCAGACUCUGAAGGCCACGGGGUUCGGCCCCGCCUGCCCAAGCAACGAUGCAUCUAACAUCAGUGAGGACUGCUUGAGCCUCAAUAUCUGGACUAAUGCUGGCACUGCGGAUGCUAAGCUCCCAGUCAUGGUGUGGAACCAGGGCUCGGAUGAAACUAGCGAUAGCAACUGGUGGUACGGUGGCGGGAUGGCCUUGAAGGAUGUCAUUCUCAUUACAUUCAAUCGUCGUGACGAUGCAUUUGGUUACCUCGCUCACCCAGAGCUCAACGAGGAAGGAUACAAGGCUACUGGGCACAAGACCUCUGGUAACUAUGGUAUCCUCGACCAGCUGGAAGUGCUCAAGUGGGUGCAGAAGAACAUUGCCAAGUUUGGUGGUGAUCCCACCCGAGUCACCGUCGCUGGUCAGUCCUUCGGAUCUUCUCAAGUCUACCACGCCGUCAACAGCCCCCUGUUCACGGGGUACUUCCACGGUGGAAUCUCCGAGUCCGGUAUUAGAUACCCGUACGACACCCUUCUGGCUGGCCUGGCUACCUCCUACGUGAACAUGUCGACUGCAAUCGAGCAUGGAGUCAACUAUACCACUUUCCACAAUGCAUCCACCAUCGCUGAGCUGCGCACUCUCUCCAUGGAGGACCUGCUAGUCGGUUCGCAGGAUCGCGUCGGCAACGAGUCCAUCUGGUGGGUGACCGCACUGUCGGCGGGCUACCCACUCAUCUUCAAGCCCGUGCUAGACGGUUAUGUCCUUCCGGAGAAGUACAUCGAGACUCUGAUCAACGGGCCAGCCAACGACGUCCCCGUCAUCACCGGCAACACCAAAGACGAAUCCGGUGCCUCGCCCCAGACCGACUAUACCAUCGCCGAGUACGAGUACUACUGCACUCUCAAGUAUGGCAACCUGUCCAGCCGAUACUUCCAGCUCUACCCGGACCACAAGAACCAGACCAUCGCAGAUCAAGCGUGGAACGCCGCCGCUCGAGACACUUCUCUCAUCGGCUCGUGGGCUUAUGCAACGGACUGGUACAAGGCAGCUUCGUCGUCGUUCUACACUUACUACUGGACCCACGCGCCGCCCGGUCAGAACAUGGGAGCGUUCCACCAGUCGGAGAUCAUGUACGCGCUGAACGCUCUCUAUGCCAAUGCCGAUACCUACCCUUUUACCGAGACAGACUAUGAGACUCAGGAGAAGAUGUCUUCAUACUGGGCCAACUUUGCGAAGACGUUGGAUCCGAAUCAGGGUGGUUCGUAUAGUGGGAAUGGUGUGCUGCCCCAGUGGAGUCCCAACAGUGCAAAUGGCACCCAGGUGGUCAUGGAGCUGGGAAAUUACUUUGGUAAUGUUCCUAUUGCGAAGCCACAGCAGGUCAAGUUGAUCAUGGAUUACUUCCAUCAGCAGGUCCCCUAUUAG